This is a messenger RNA of Drosophila subpulchrella, 2099 nucleotides long. RefSeq names its product dopamine receptor 1 (gene Dop1R1). Gene Ontology annotation, cellular component: membrane. The transcript has 6 exons. Gene Ontology annotation, biological process: adenylate cyclase-activating adrenergic receptor signaling pathway. Lineage: Eukaryota; Metazoa; Arthropoda; Insecta; Diptera; Drosophilidae. The record is from RefSeq and is a predicted model, not a curated record. Bases 488 to 1981 code for a protein of 497 amino acids. Gene Ontology annotation, molecular function: G protein-coupled receptor activity.
AGGCAGCCGGAUAAUAGAUAAACCAGAUAAGCACCCUACCGAAUUUCACAGGGGUUUCCCUUGGACUUCCGAUUGCCGAUCGAGAAUUCUUGACGGGCGUGUGCGUGAGAGUGUUUAUGCAUCAAAUGUGUGUGUGACCAGUGUGUACAUGUGCGAGUAAAAAACCCAAGCAUAUAUAAUUAAUCAUUCGAGGAGUGUGACUCUAAUGCUGUAAAUUCGCCAGAUUGAUGGCCGGACAUGACUCUGGGUCGCGUUUUCCGCGAUGUUUGCCACACAAAUCCUGUCCUCCUGAGCAUCCUUGAAUCGCCAUCGCCAUCGCCAUUGCCAUUGCCGCAUUCCGAUUCGCAGUGUAUUAGCAGAAUGCUGCAUUGCCGUUGUGGGGCAAUUUAUUGCCGUACCCGUAACUGAGUAUCUCUCGCUGAACAGAGGAAGCCUCCGCCGCCACACCCUUUCGCCCAGGACCUCUAAUCAUCGCCCUUUCUGCCCAAUGACAAAUGCAAUGCGGGCAAUUGCUGCCCUGGCAGCCGGAGUGGUUUCAGUGGUGGUCACCGCCAGCAGCACCACCAGCCCCCUUAGCACCACCACCUCAUCCGCCGCCACCGGGAGCAGCACCACCCUCAUCAGCGGGAGCGGUGGCAACAGUAGCAACACUGGAUUCUCCACAAAUUCCACGCUGCUGGACGCCGAUCACCUGCCGCUGCAGCUGACGACCGCCAAGGUGGACCUGGACAUUGAAAUCGACAUCCAACUGCUGACAAAUGGCUACGAUGGCACAACGUUGACAUCGUUCUACAAUGAGACCAGCUGGACAAAUGCCUCUGAAAUGGAUACAAUAGUUGGUGAGGAACCGGAGCCGCUGUCACUUGUGUCAAUUGUAGUUGUUGGAAUCUUCCUAUCGGUGCUGAUAUUCCUCUCGGUGGCCGGAAACAUCCUGGUCUGCCUGGCCAUCUACACGGAGCGCAGUCUGCGCCGCAUCGGCAACCUGUUCCUGGCCUCCCUGGCCAUUGCGGACCUCUUCGUGGCCUCGCUGGUGAUGACCUUCGCCGGUGUCAACGAUCUGCUGGGAUAUUGGAUCUUUGGAGCGCAAUUUUGUGAUACUUGGGUGGCCUUUGAUGUCAUGUGCUCGACGGCGUCAAUUCUGAACCUGUGCGCCAUCUCGAUGGACCGCUACAUUCACAUCAAGGAUCCGCUCAGAUACGGCCGCUGGGUGACACGACGCGUGGCUGUCAUCACCAUCGCCGCCAUUUGGCUGCUGGCCGCCUUCGUCUCGUUUGUGCCCAUCUCGCUGGGCAUCCAUCGGCCCGACCAGCCGCUGAUUUUCGAGGACAAUGGCAAAAAGUACCCCACAUGCGCCCUGGACCUCACGCCCACCUACGCCGUCGUAUCGAGCUGUAUCAGUUUCUACUUCCCCUGCGUGGUCAUGAUUGGCAUCUACUGUCGAUUAUACUGCUAUGCCCAGAAGCACGUGAAGUCCAUCAAGGCGGUGACCCGGCCCGGCGAGGUGGCCGAGAAGCAGCGCUACAAGAGCAUCCGGCGCCCCAAGAACCAGCCCAAGAAGUUCAAGGUGCGCAACCUGCACACCCACAGCUCGCCCUACCACGUGUCCGACCACAAGGCCGCCGUGACGGUGGGCGUGAUCAUGGGCGUGUUCCUCAUCUGCUGGGUGCCCUUCUUCUGCGUGAACAUCACGGCCGCCUUCUGCAAGACCUGCAUCGGGGGCCAGACCUUCAAGAUCCUCACCUGGCUGGGCUACUCGAACUCGGCCUUCAACCCGAUCAUCUACUCGAUCUUCAACAAGGAGUUCCGCGACGCCUUCAAGCGCAUCCUGACCAUGAGGAACCCCUGGUGCUGCGCCCAGGAUGUGGGCAACAUCCAUCCGCGGAACAGCGACCGCUUCAUCACGGACUACGCCGCCAAGAAUGUGGUGGUGAUGAACUCGGGUCGCUCCAGCGCCGAACUGGAGCAGGUGUCUGCGAUUUGACCAAAAGGCUGUCGCUGCUGUCUCAAUCUCUCCGCCGGCGGUGGUGGAGCAGCCACUUGGCUGCCCUGCGGAUGCGGUGGCCUCCGGGUGGACGACGACGACGAUGGGGCGCUGACCA